This is a messenger RNA of Colossoma macropomum (tambaqui), 5655 nucleotides long. It is a transcript of the gene carmil3, whose product is annotated as capping protein regulator and myosin 1 linker 3. Bases 138 to 4286 code for a protein of 1382 amino acids. The record is from RefSeq and is a predicted model, not a curated record. Gene Ontology annotation, molecular function: protein binding. Gene Ontology annotation, biological process: cell migration; regulation of Arp2/3 complex-mediated actin nucleation. The transcript is spliced from 40 exons. Gene Ontology annotation, cellular component: plasma membrane; lamellipodium. NCBI's taxonomy places the organism in Eukaryota, Metazoa, Chordata, Actinopteri, Characiformes, Serrasalmidae.
UUGCGCGCGCUGAUAUGAUAUGUUAGUAGGAUGGUAGGCAGUGCUGGAGGAUUGCCUGGGCAUUAGCUGCUCCUCUUCGGCUGGAAGCAGCGUGAGGAGAGAGAGAGAGAGAGAGAAAGCGAAGGAGAGAGAGCGGGAUGAUGGCUUCGAAGGAGAGCUCCGCGCCAGGCUUCCUGCCCGUCAGCCGCGAAAUGACCGAAAGCAUCAGAAGAGUUAUUGACAAGCCAUCCAUCAAGUUGGCGCGAGCGGUCAAGGUAGAAAACAAGAACGGCAAAUCAGAAGACAGGAUUUUGGUCUUGGCGACAUGGCGGCUUUACCUCAUGGCUCCGAAAAUACCCACCAAGGUGGAGCAAACAUUUAACUUCCUAGAGAUUCGUGGAAUGAGCACUCAUCCAGACAACCAGGUUGUCAUAGAAACAGAUAAGUCCACCUACUCCCUCAGGUUGCAGUCAAGUGACCACCUGGAUCAGCUGCUCAGCCAUGUCAACUUCGCUCUCUCGCGCAUCUUCAACAACUCCAUCUACGCACCCUCUAUCUUUCAAACAGAUGGAGAUGUCUCGGAUGGGGGUCAUAAAUUUUCCCCGAACUCUGAAACGUCAGUGGAGACCCAAAGGGCGUGUGGAGGCUUCUCAGAGACCUACGCGGCCCUGUGCGACUAUAACGGCAUCAGCUGCAAAGAGGAAGUGCAGUGGGAUGUGGACACUAUUUACCACUCCCAGGACAACAGGGACUUUAACCUGUUAGACUUCAGCCACCUUGAAAGCAGGGAUCUUGCCGUGAUCGUGGCGUCCAUGGCGUACAACACGUGGUUCAACAAGCUCUACUGCAAGGACUUGCGCUUAGGUUCAGAGGUCGUGGAGCAGGUCCUCCACACAAUCAGUAAGUCCUGCAGCCUGGAAGAACUCACACUGGAGAAUGCAGGCCUAAAAGCAGAUUUCCCUCAGAAAAUGGCAACAGCCCUGGCGGAGAACCCAGCGUCCAUGCUGCACUCCCUCAACUUGGCCCACAAUACGUUGGACAAUCAAGGAGUGUCAAAUCUCAUCCAGCAGGUGUGUCGGCUCAGCAAAGGCCUGCGUCUGCUCAACCUCUCCAAAACCUCGCUCUCCUCAAAGGGUGUGACAUCUCUGUCUCAGGCUUUAUGCUCCAGCGACGACUACUCCAAUUCUCUCCUCCAUCUUGACUUGAGCAAAAACCCAGGAGUUCUUUCAGGAGAGGACGCCACGAACUUGUACCUGUUCUUGGCUCAGCCCAACUGCUUGGUGCAUUUGGAUCUGUCGGGCACUGACUGCACGGUGGACUCAUUGUUUGGGGCUCUCCUCCGGGGCUGCUGCGCUGACCUCUCCUAUUUGAAUCUCUCUAAGAACUCCUUUUCUCACAGGAAAGUGAGAGAAACUCUCCCCACCUUCCGUCAGUUCUUUAGCUCGGCGUUCAGUCUCACCCACCUCAACUUGUCCUCCAUGAAGAUGCCGCCGGAUGCACUCAGGGCUCUCUUUCUCGGACUGUCCUCCAACCCUCACAUCACUGACCUGCACCUGGACGUCAGUGGUUGCGAGCUCAGGUCAGCAGGUGCAGCUGUAAUACAGGACUUAUUCCCCCAAGUCUCCUGCAUCAGCACCUUAGACAUCUCAGAUAACGGUUUGGACACUGAUCUUUUCUCGGUCAUCCCGGCCUUCUCCCGACAUCCCUCCCUCAAGCACCUGCUGCUGGGCAAGAACUUCAAUGUCAAGGGCAGGGCACUGGACGAGAUCCUACAGAAGCUGGUGCAGCUCGUGCAAGAAGAGGAGUGUGGUCUGCAGAGCCUGUCCCUGGCUGAUUCCAGGCUGCGUUCGCGGGGUACAGUGCUGGUCAACGCACUGGGCAGUAACGCAUGCCUGAGGAAGGUUGACCUGAGCGGAAAUGGCCUGGAGGACACAGGAGCCAGGAUGCUGAGCAAAGCCUUGCAGAUCAACACCACUCUCAGGAGUGUGACAUGGGAUCGGAACAAUACCACAGCUUCAGGGUUUCAAGACGUCGCACGUUCCUUGGAGCAUAACUUCACUCUGCAGUACAUGCCUGUCCCGCUCAAUGAUGUCACACAGGCAUACCGCAGUGCCCCCGAGAGGACGGAGCAGGCAAUGACAAAAAUCCAGCGGGCUCUGUUGAGGAACAAUCAAACUCAGCGAUUCUCACAGAAGCAGGCUUUAAGGCUGCAUCAGGGUUUGGUCACCAGUACUGCUGAACAGGUGAUGGAGCGUCUGUGUGUGCGCGUCCAGCAGCAGGUGUGUGUGUUGAGAGGAACAGGUGAGGGGGAGGAGCUCCAGGCUGCCAGGCAGGUUCUGAAGGAGGCCAGGAACUCUCGAGCGCUUUACCCUUCUUUGUGUGAGCUGGCUCAUGUGCUAUCCGUGGAUGGCCCGGUCAGACAGAGACUGGAGUCCCUGGCUGGAGAGCUGGCCAAAGCUGCUGACAAGGAGCUACAAGUGAUCGUGGACUCCAUGGUGUCUCUGUGUCGGGAGCUGUGUCCACUCUCUACUGUUGCUGCAGAACAACUCUCUCCUCCUCUGUCCUCCAUCUCUGAACGUGUGUCCAUCCCUCGUUCUGCUAUCCGCACUGCACUGAUGGAGAGAGCAGCACUAGACAUCAACCGUGCACUGGAGGAGGUCAAGCUGUCUGUGGUUUCCUAUCUCACCAACUCUGUUGUGGACCAGAUCCUUCAAGAGCUCUACGCAACUCACAAGACCCUGCUUCAUCAGGUCGCUCAGAUGCGGCGGCUGGACGAUGGCGGCACGGCCAGGCGCACGCUCAGACACGGCGACCCAAUGGACAUCCCCGAGGACGACUUUGGCAUCAGCAUAGAUACCAUCGCAAUAAAGAAGCGCAGCUCCAGAACACGACGCAUCCGCCCCGUCUCCACCAGACUGAGUUUAGGUGAUGACCCUAACUCCUCUCCUUCUCUCUCGGUGCCUCGUCCAGCUGCUCCCCUUUCUCGUUCAACCUCAUGGGAAGGUCUGUCCACCCUGCCUACUCAGGGGGCACCUCUGCGCCACGUGACCCACGUCAGACCCCGUCCUCCGAGAAGGCACAGGGCCGGGCAUGCCCCUGUGGAGAUGCAUUCUUCUGAGAAUGGGGGAGUCAACCUGUUGGAUGAUGGCCUGCCAGAUUUCUACACCAAGAGGGUCCUACCAGACAGUCAGCUGUCCUCCCACCAUCAUGCCCAGGCUCUGAGGCGUAAGAAGAGACGUAGCGUACUGUCCAUCUUCUCAGGCUUUAGGAAGAACCGCAAUUCAGCGUCCUAUCAGGAGGCAGAGCCUGCUGGCCAGAGCGGGGCCUGUGGGGACGAAUGUCGCACCAAUGUCACCGCAGAGAAUUUGUACUCCGUCAUUCAGCACCGUAAGGACCGCGGCGGGGUGGAGCCAGCACGGGAAGGAGCCAAUGGGAGGCUGGUGGGAGCUCAGAGGACCCCUCAGCUCCCAGGACGGUCAAUUCCGGGCAUUCCACUGCCAGGAAAAAAGGCCGUCAGCUCCUCCUGCAUCUUACAGAGACGACAGUCCCCUGACUAUAGUGAAGUGUUUGGCUCCUCAGAAGAGGUCAGUUUGGCCAGCAGAGAGACAUCCAGGCUGCCUGAGUCACAGGCUGAAGGUCAGACGGCACCUAUGGACAGACACGACCAGUCAGACGGUCAAGGCCUGAGCCUGUCUUCGGCCGAGAAGGAGGAAGACGCAGUAUCAGCUACAGAGUCCCAGCCACGAGAGAGCAGACAAAGACCAGAGCCGCCUCCUCAGAGCAGCAAGCCCAGCCUGGCCCACACCAGGCAGCGCCAUCUGGAGGAGAGCUCUGACAAAUCUACAGAGGAUACUGAAGGAGAGAAAGAGGAAGAUGAUAUAAAGGAGGAAAUGAGAUGUCAGGAAGAUCAACAGCAAAAAGCAGAGGGGCAAACUCCUCCCAUCCCUGAGAAGCCAAAUAAUUCACCUGAAACAUCUCCUGCUGCCUCGCCACCACAAGACACAUCCAAUGAGAAUAAAACCCCACCUCCUGUACCGCCCGCCUCUGCCAAACCUACGCUUAGUGUGGUAGAUUCGCCUGUCACUCAAGGUGAUGAGGAAGAGCCCAACUUAAACGGAGGUCCCGCAAAGCCUCAAAAAAACCGAAAGGCACACUCCUGUGAGGGCGGCAUGGAGCAAGGCAGCCCCAGUGAUCUGGAAAGGUCUUCAGAUCCCAAGCCCCCUGUGAAAAAACCCAGACUUCCUCCAAAAAAAAACAAAUCGUUGGAUUUUCCUGGUCAAGAUCCAAGCAAUGGCAAAGCAUCGUGACCCGACGGCACUGAUGAGCAGGAGGUACUCUUUCAAGCAGAGAAAGAACAGAGGGGAAGAGGAGAGCAGAGGAAAACAGAUGGAGGAUGAAAAUAGGGAGAAGAUCUGGGUGGACUGAUCUUAAAUGACUCACGGGAUGGACAGAAAUGCGUUCUCUUUCUCUCUGACGCUUUACCAACUCUCUCUCUCUCUCUCUCUCUCUCUCUCUCACGCACUCCGCUCCACUGCUCUCGCUCAUAUCCCUUAAUUUACCGAGCGAAAUGCUUCGUGCCGCUCACGAUCAUGCGUUCGAUUUCAAGUGUCUCCUGCUAUUAGGUCUCCUUUCCUCCCCGUCUCUUUCCCUCGUCUCUGCUCCUUCUGUCCUGCCUCUCAAUCUGCAGACAAUCCUUGACACAGCUAUACCUGCGUUUUAAAGGUACAAUGAGUCAUAUUUCCAUAAGGCACUUCAUACACCACACAUUAUUGACUUAUUGCUUGGCUUGCUGUGAUCUCAGAAUAUGAUGUAACCUCCAGUGUUAGCCCAGUGUCCGUGUUUUCUGUUUUUCCAAAUGUACAGGCUGUGAGCCUCCACUGUGCGUUUCAUUCCUACCACCAGUUAAAGGGCCCAUAUCACGGGAAAUGACUUUUAAUGUGGUGUAAACAUUUAUCAACCUUAUUAAGGUGUCAAAACAUCACUCCCCAGUUCAUAUAUGGAGACUAAGCUGCGAAUACAGCCUGUUUUGAAGUUGUUGGGUUUGUGAUGUCACAAAAAAAACAGCACAUUUACAUACAUCCACCUGUUCAGCCUACAGCAGUUUAGCAUUCAAUUUGACAAUGAUGUUCAUGAAAUAAGCUCCAUUAUUAAUUCUAUUUCAAGAAUACAAUAUUUCUUAGUACUACUCUUAUAUUUGUUUAUCAUUUAUCAUAUUUAUUACCUGUAAUAUGGCGACUAAACUGUAAAUACAGCCUGUUUUGAAGUGUGAUGUCACAAAAAAAACCAGCACAUUUACAUAUAUCCACCUAUUCAGCCUACAGCAGUUUAGCCCCGCCCAUUCAAAUUGACAUUGACGUUUAUGAAAUAAGCUCCAUUAGUAAUUCUAUUACACGAAUGCAAUAUUUCUUAAUAUUCUUUUAUUUGUUUAUCAUUUAUCAUAUUUAUUACCUGUAAUAUGGCGACUAAACUGUAAAUAGAGCCUGUUUUGAAGUGUGAUGUCACAAAAAAAGCACAUUUACAUAUGUACACCUAUUCAGCCUACAGCAGUUUAGCCCCGCCCAUUCAAAUUGUCAAUGACAUUUGUUAAAUAAGCUCCAUUAUUAAUUCUAUUACAAGAAAACAAUAUUUCUUAUUAAUAUUCCUGUAUUUGUCAUUUGUUAUAUUUAUUAUUUGUGA